CAUUUAUUUGUUGAAAUGUCAAAUAAAAUGAUAAAAUUGAUAAAAUAUAUCAAUAUAUUUUAAUAUAUAAAAAUGAAGAAAAGUGCAAAUAAUGGUUGAAUCAUGUUAAUUAACUUUGUGUUUGUGUGUAUUUAUAAAAGCAUUAAAAAAUUUGUUAUAGAAUAACUAGUAAGCUUAUAAAAAAUGGAUUCAAUUACCUCCGAAAACUUUACACCUUUGCCCAAUGUAACAUCCAAAACUUCUUUAAAUUUGGAAGACAUCAAAAUGGAUUCAAACUUCGCCUUGUUAUUAUGCAGCUUGGUUUUUGCUGUUUCUUGGGUUAUAUAUAUCACAUAUUACAAUUCAAGAGUGAUAGGAUACAUUAUUACAAAAAUCGUUAACAAACUUUUUAUUGGUGAAGGUUACUUUAAGAUUGGCUCUUUAACUCUUAAUGCUCUUUCUGGAAAAAUAAUGUUUCGAGACGUUGUAUAUAUUACUCAUGACUAUACUUUAAGAGUUCAAGAUGGAUAUUUAAUCUUUAGAUGGUGGAGAUCUUAUGUACCUAAGGAUGUGAGUGAAGAUUUAUCCCAUUCGGAUACAAGACUGUCAGUGAUGCUAAAUGUUUUUGAAGUGCAUGUUUAUAACCGCUCUGAAAUUUACUCUAGAUUGGAAAAGGUGUUUGAUUUGGACCCUAAUAUUUUUCCCAAUAGCGACAAAUUUGAUGCUGAUCCUGAGAGAAAUGAAAAUGAAGCUCAAAUAGUAUCCAAAAAGUCAACGAAAAAACAAAAACCUGAAGCAGCAAUGGCAAAAACGUGGAGAGAUUUAAUACCAGUCAUUAAAUGUGACGUUUCUUCUGGACGUGUAGUGUUUGGAAAUCGCUUAGUGCCUACAACUUUGAGCAUUACAUUUGAAGAAUCCCAUUUUGUAUAUUCAACUAAACCAGCUGUAUGUACACUUGAUAGAUUCAUGCAUUUUGUUAAAUGUAAGGCUGAAAAUAUGAAAGUAAUGCUGGCACCCAGCAUAAAAUAUACAGGAAUGUUAGAUGAUCCUCCAAGAUACAUGGGCGAAGGUUUUGUUUUGAUGUCAACAAAUGACCUAGAACUUUACUUUUACAUGGACGAACCAGGACUUGUUCCCGAGGAACCUGUUUUAAUAACUUUGGCUAAUGGCGAAAUAGUUGAACCUAGUCCCCCACAGUGGGGAGUUGAUAUUAAAUGCGGAAAAGGAACGGAUUUCAGUUAUGGUCCAUGGGCAGAUAGACAGCGUGAACAUCUUUUCAAAUUUUUCUAUCCCCAAGACUUUCUACCUAUGGAAGUAACAGAAUCUCCUAAACCUGGUGAAAAAAGACAAAUGCAAUCGUUUGAUAUAAGACUGGUUAUGCAGAAUGAUGCUACUAUUGAUGUGCUAUUUACCAAAGAUAAAGAAACAAACGCUGUACAUUUUAAUGUGGGUGCUGGUAGCUAUUUAGAGGUUACAAUUCCAUGGGUAACCACUCAAGAUGGUUACACAACAGUGAUUAAAGGCCAACUGUUACAUCUCGAAUCAACUACUAGUUUACAAUUUCGGGACUUUGUAGAUAGCGAAACUUUAGAGUUCUCAGUUUUGUGCCAUUAUCCUAUAGUAUGGAAUGAUCAUCAGUUGUGGGAGGUUAACCUUACAGGAUGCAAAGCAACUGUCAAUCUGAUUUUCUUCCACAAAUGGUUCUUUACAGAUUUAAUAAAUGAUUGGGCAUCAAAACAGCGUCCAGACUUAAUGCAUUUUGUUCCUUACACAUGGCGGUUCGGUUUAACACUGAAGCAUUGUGAAUUAUUAACUCUAGUCAAUCAAUAUAAUUGGAUAGACUGUAGUAGUGUAGGACAAAGAAAUCGUUUGGAAAACACCCAGUUUGCUCUGUGCGCUCACUUCCUACAUCUGUCUUUUGAUUUACCAUUUGAUGAAUAUUUACCGACCACUGUUCCUGUUAAUUUGUCCAUUCAGGGCGAAAGUUUAGACUUAAGUCUGUUCAUUCCGGAAUUUCACACUAGUCGUAACAUUGUUCAUGCUUUGGAUAAACACGCUAAAGUUUUGUCAAAAGAUGGUUCGACAACUAAAAAGACUGAAGUUAUUCCAAAAUGGAGGAAUAUUUGCCAAAAAAGCGCGGGUUGGAUAGACUUUUGGUGGGUACCAAUUGGAGCCAUAAACAUAGUCUACACUUAUCACCCAUCGCCACCUUUGGGUCCUCAACCGCAAGCAAAUAUUUCAACACCUGUCAAAGAGGAAAUACUUUUGUCGCCUAUACGAUUUCCGCACCAAAGAAAAAAUAGAAAACGAUCUCCAGACGGAACGAAGAAAUUUGAUCCGACUACUUUAGAGGCUGAUACUGUGAGCGUUGAGUUGGAGAUUGGACCAUCAGUGGUUUUGGUUUACGGAACUGCUUUAAACAAUUUUAUGAAUUUCAAGGAAAACAUAUUUGGAGAGUUUCAAAGCUUUACAGAUAUGCAAAAGGUUGUCAACUUGGAUAACACAGGAUCAGAUUUAAAGUCUGAAGAUAGCAAUGCAAACAUUCCAUUAGAACUCCGAGAUGAUUUUGAUCAUCGAUACUACAGACCUCUAUCUGUCGAUGUGUCGAUUAUAAUGCAUGACAUUCAAGCUCAUCUGCUUAAGAAUUGUACGGAAAAAGAUCCUCCUUGCCCUGUGAUAUUAUGUGAACGAUUUGGAUUUGAAAUGAAGAAACGUUUUGAUCAGACAGAAUUACAAAUGUUAUUGAGUCCAGCGGUUCUAUUGGUAUCUGAUAAUUUAAAUAGAUCUGCAAAAGAUAAACACUUAAAUCAAGGAAAAUUAACAUUAUCAUCUUUGCAGAUUAGAGGACAUGCAAUGUUUUCUGAUGUCGGUCAAACACUUGAUCAAGAUACUGUGGAAUAUGCUUGGUUAGUAGAAAUUCAGUUGGGUAAAUUAAGUGGUAAACUCACCUCUCCACAACUCUACACCAUUCUUGCAUGCCUAGAAACCUUAAUACUUCUAAUAACUGAUGAUGAAAAUGAGUUGAAUAGUCCAAAAGAUGAUUUGGUAUUGAGCCAACCAGUAGUAAAAAAGAAAAGUGCGCAUGUACCUAAUGUUCACGUUCAACAUGUUCAGCAUGCACUUCAACAAUUACUGCAACCAAAGAAUAGUGCAAAUGUUGCUGGUAAAGCUGGACAAACAUCAAAUGUUUCCAAUAGAAUUGGUACACCGUUGGGUCACUUAGCAAGCCAGAAAAGUUCUGCAAAAGCAGACAGGAGAAAAGAUGAAGAUAAAAAAGGAUCUAUUCGAAGUAGCGUCAUAACAACUACUGAAACCGAGGCAUCUUUCAGUGAACAUAAACUUAAAUACAAAUUGUGCAGAGUAGCAGUGGAUGCUGUAGAUUUUUGGCUUGUUGAAUCUGGAGCUGCACUUCAACUAUGGAUGUCUCCUGUUCGAUUAGCAAAUUGUAAUUUACAUGGAAAACAAGUCAGUUCAGGACUAAGUUGUAUAAUAUACAGUAUGUCUCUAAGACAGCUCGUCUGGCAUCCACAUAAAUACAACCACUCAAAGGUUAAUUAUGAGAAUAAUGACUUAUGGCUAGAAGUAGGCGCAGUAAACCUCGGACCUCUUAUCAUAGAAUCUGCCAUAUCAACAGAUUCGAAAGAACCUAAUUUACAUAACGAUCAGCAGAAAUUUCUUAAGAUGCAUGAUGACCGAUUAAAGAAACUUUGGUUUUUAUGGCCAAAUCUAAACAAAACCACUGGAAAGUGCGGGUGUACUGGCGGUUGCCUCUUUUUUGGUAGCAAUACCAAUGGCACAAGAUUUUUCAAACCCAGCAAAAAGGAUUUAGAAGAGGGGAUGAAUGUGGCAGCUUUCAGAAUUAACCCUCCUGGUAAAGAUCUUGGAUAUGGUCAGAGCAUUCUUCAUGAGGGUAUGUUAAUCUUCCGGACUCCUCCGUAUAUCAUAUCUGAAAUAACUCUACAAGACACCCAAAUAGGAUUAAAACAAAGUAGAAAAUGCUGCGAUAGUCCAAAAGCUUUUCACUUAGAAAGAGAAAAUACAAUUGAAAGAGAAAGUGUUUCUGCAGAGAAAAAAGCUAAUAGAAGGUUUUCAACAACUUCCAUUAAGAGUGCUAAUUUAAAAGAGGUCCCAUAUUCAAGAUUAAUUGAAACCAGUCCUGCUAAUUUACCACUGAAACUGGAUAGUGACUCAAAAUUACAAUGUGAUAAAAGCACACUUUCUGUAAGUGGUGUUGGAGCAGAACUACUGCCAAAAAAUAGUGUUUCCGAUUCUAAAUUGGCCGUUGAUUACUUCAGUGCGACUUCAUUGGAAUCCAAAGAAGCAUUUUUCAGCAGUCAAAGUGGUCCCCCAAGUACUGAUAUUUCUGUGAAGCCAAAUUUUAACAAACAACCAUUCGUAGUUUCUGAAUCUCACAAUUCAUUGAGCCAGAUGAGUUCAGAUGAAAAAUUUCAGCAAGAAGUUCAAAGAACCACUUCCAUGUCCAGUGAAAAUCAUUCAGAAGCUUUCUUUUCAGCCGACGAAGAUAUACAUUUUAAUUCUGGAAGUUCCAGUCUCAGAAAUUCUAUCCUAAGUUCAGGAGAGACAUUAGUUAGACAAGACAGUAAUAGUGUCCCUACUCAACGAAAGAAAUUUUCAAGUGAAUUAAGUAUAGCUACAGACAGAAAUGGUGUGAAUUCCCUUAAAUCUGGACAGAUUAUUGCACCAAGUUCAGUACCCGAAACAUAUAGAUUAAAACUAUCAUCUCAUAGAAGCGACCACGAAAUUCAUACACCUGAACAUAGGAGUUUUACAACAAAUAACAAAUUUGAUGAUUCGCAACGAACAGUUCAGGGACUUGUAACGCCUCAUCGAUAUCCUAACGUGCGACCAGUCAGCCCAAAGGUUCUCCCAGAAUCUCUUGGCUCGAACGACAGUCCAGUUCCAGAAAAUAACUCUGCUACCCCCAUUGACCCUUUAGUUGAUUCUUCUGACAGUUACAGUAAUAACAGCUACGCAUCUGCAGUUGGUAGCCAGGAAGAUUUCACUUUGGUUGAUUUGCAUAUGCAAGUUAAUAGACUUAUAGUCGAUUCGCCUAUGUUAAUGUCAAGCUAUGUUACUCACUUAACCCAAGUCAGAUGCAACAACUGGGGAAACACUGGUCAAAGCGACCAAUUUUCUCAAAAUUUGUUUGCGAAGAAUCAGGAAGAUAAGUUAGUAUAUGUUGGUGCUAGGUUUGUUCCUAAUAUGGAAACUGUUAGCGAUGGAAUUACUUCCUUAAAAAUGGUAUCAAGAUCCGAUAAUAUAGUAAAUAAUAAAACUCCCACUUCUCCUUUUAUGUACGUUUGGGAUCAAGAAGAUGUCGAUAAUGAAACGGGUUCUUUUCAAGAAGAAGAACUAUUAAGUGGUCAAGGUGAUACAGGUUCACGGAUCAUUUUUGUUGUUAAAUUAAAAGGUGAUUUGGAUGUGAUGAUCAGUCCACUGCUUCUAGAAACUUUACAACGAUUUAUAGAUGCGCUCACUCCAACUGUAUCAAACCUACAUCCUCUCACUGUAAUAAACCACAUUCAUACUUCGUGCAUUGGACAGGUCGAAUCCGCCAAUAUUUUAAAAACUACCGAAAAUGUUGCGAAAUUAUGUCAACCGCCGAGCGAAGACGGCAAAAUUAAAGCUCUAAAUGUUUACGAAGAAAAUGUUAAAACACAAUUACAAGCUGCCAUAUUUUUACCAAAGGUGAAUGUUACUUUACUUCAAGUAUCCAUUGUAGAAGAAAUUAUUUCGUUUUCAGCUCUGGAUAAUAUUAAAGAUUUAACUUGUGUGUCCUUGUUCUCAGUUUGUUUUGACAAUAUUACAGUGAAAUUACACUGCGAUAAACAGGCCAAGGAAGUUCUACAAAAAUUUUUGAGGCCAGCUGUAGUGCGCAGUGGCAGUAAAAAGGGCGCCAACAGGGCAAAGUUAUUGCUCGGGUUCCAAACUAAUACCAAUUCCGAUGUUAUACAAUGCGACCCUGUCUUCAUAGAGAGCUGCGAGAAGCAGCAACAACAACUGGUGGUUAGUCUUAACAUUGGAAAAAUGCACGCCCAGUUAAGAAGAUUGAGAAAUGAGAGUUCGUUAUUAGAUGACGCUAUAAUUACCGCCAUUCCUAAUUACAAAUCUAAAGUUUUAUUUACACCAACUAAAGUCAGAGCGUUGCAUAGAAGUAUGGAGUAUUAUUUACAGUCACCUAUUCCAGAAAAUCAGAAUUGUCAAACCGACGAUAUUGGCAUAGAAGACAAAUUGGGUUUUAUAAUGUUUGAAUGUGGCCUAGAGGGAGUUACUAUAAAAAUUGUCAAAAAGUCUCUAUUCGAACACGUGGAAGACGAUCCUCAACCCAUUAUUGAUAACACUGAAACUGUAGACCCAUCUGACAAGUCCACUCAUACCACACCAAGACUUUCCGAAUUCAAAGCUCAGGUACUUUUAACACCUAAGGUCAAAGAAAAAGAGAAGAAACCUCAAGAAGAAGCAAAUGUAAAGCAAGAAAAGGAGAGAGAAAAUAAAGAGAUUAACACUGCAACCAAAGAUAAUGGAAAUGUUUCGUCUUGUAUAAUUGAGUUUAAAGUGGUUUGGUUUAAUUUUGCUGCACCUCCAAGAGCGCCAAUCACAAGAAAAAUUGACUAUACUAGAUUGGAUUGGAACUUAUUAAGCACUGCUUCCCCUGCUAUCAACGCUUGGAUGAAUCCAAGUAACAGACUAGCUAUAAGAGUAGUUCACAUGGUUAGAACAAUGUAUAAAAGAUCCACUGCUACAAUUGCUUGUCUAAUGGCAGAAGCCCUAGAAGGUCAAAGAAUAACUCUUACAAAGAGCCGUUAUGGGAAAUUAACUCCAUUAGCACAGACUCUGCAAGAAGAUCCAAGCUUGCAACUGUGUUCAAUAUUACAAAAAUAUUAUUUAGAAGCCGAAUCAGCUGCUAUCGAAUCAAACCUAAGAGAAUCUGAAAUACCUCAACUUUUUACGCUUAGACAAGGAGUUAUAGUUCUAAGCAGACAAUGGAAGAACACCUUGUACACUCCAUUAAUGCCACAACAAUCACUGAAAAGUCGCAUCAAACCCGUUAAUGUUACAAUAACAGUACCGGAUAUACAAGAGGUGAACCAUAAUUAUGCGAAUGACUAUAGAGUUGUAAGAAACACCCAAACAAAGGAAAUGUUUAAUACUUUGCAACCUUCGCCUCAUAUUUCAAGGUUUGGUGAUUCAUCCAACAAUACACCACAAGUGGCAGUUGUAUCUGGAGGGGUAGAAAGUAUUUUAACUUCUCCAAGUCCGCCAGUACCUCAUAGAAAACGUAGAAAGAGCGCUCUUCCUCCUCUUCAACCCCCUAACAGUAGCAGAGCUAGUGUCGUCUUACCGCUUUUAACUAACGCUCAUUUAUUUUCAUCGAAACGUCCCGAAGACGGCAUAUGUUACGGUACCCUUCGAGGUGAAAAAACUUUCGUUAAUAUGGGUUCAGAUCCAAGUGAUGCCAAUAGUCACUCGAGUCCAGAGUUGCCAUCCAGUCCUUUCCAUCGCAAUUUACCCCAAGAUCAUUCUUCGGAAGAUUUAUACAGUUGGAUGGCUAAGCAAGAUGCUGUCACCGCAAAUUUAGAAGAAGGAUUAGACCUCGGCACUGAAUAUAACGAUAUGGUGCUUGGGAAAAGUAAUUCCGGCUGCUUAGAGUCUAAAAUAGACACAAUGGACAUACCUACAACAUCUGAUCCUGAUACGUUACCAAAAGAAGUACCACCUGCAGGAGCACCUCUAUAUCCUAUUCAAGAGUCUGUUCGACUUCUAGAUGCAAACCAAGUAUUUCAGCCGCUGCUUUCUGGUCUUGGAGUUAUGCCACAGCAGCUCAGAUUCACUACAAUGUCCGAUUCAAAUGCAGGAAACGAUGUGACCACCUUGGAUGCUCUGGGAUCAAAUUUCUGUCUUGUAGGAAACAUGGAAACUAUGAGAAUUGAUAUAGUAGUGUCAGAGCAUGGAAAAAUUGAGAAGAAAAAAGGAAAAAACAAAGGAAAAAGAAUGUUUAUUGAAGUCGUUCCAGAUGAAUCUCCAGCGUUUGUAUGCGAAAAGGUUGGUGUCGAAUUAGAAAUUGACAGAAUGACAGACAUGGCAGUGAAUGAAAUGAUGAAGACUAAAAAUGUUCUCUACAUAUCCAGAGGACAAUUGAAAAAUCAUACAAGUACAGUUAUCAACUUUACUAUCGCCGUCCGAUAUAUCCAUCAAAGAGUCAACAUGCCGUUACUACGUCUUUUACAUCAGAUCAGCAAUAUGUACCAGAAUGUCAAGGAUACUCAGAAUGAAUUGAGAGAGCAACACCCAGUUGAUAUUAGACGACCAAAAACCAGUGCGAGCGAUCAUGCUGAUAUUAAACAUCAUUCAUCCACCUCGGAUAUUCAUUACCCUGCAACAGAUUUAUCAAAACAGCUCAGUUUGAAAAUAUCAGAUCCUGGUUCCUACUCGUCCCAAAAUAAGCCAAUAAUUUCUCCUUCGCCCAGUAUUCGAUCGCGCCCUCAAAGCUUUGCACAAAAACUACGCUCCACUGGAAAAACAGUGAAAGGUUACGUAAAUUUAAGUGAAGGCGCUGGUACGCCAAUGACUAUGUCUACUCCCUCAGGAUCAGCAUUGGAACAUAUAACAGUUUCCUCAGAUAAAAGUACCGGACGAUGCUGGAAAACUAUUUAUUACUUAUUGGAGUUAUACGCUAACAUGCCAGAUACUAAGACCAUACGUCACAGAUUUUCUAUCGGAACAAACGAUAUAUCUGAACAUUAUAAAGGAAAUAAAAAAUAUGACAUUUUAACUGAAAUGAGAUCAACCGAAGAUAUGGAUAAAUCUGAUAGUAAUGCUCCAUUACCAAACGUUAAAGAUGCUACCAAACCUAAAGGUUUCUCCAAUGAACAUACCAAACUAAUAGUCUUUGGGGUCGCAAGAAUUCAUCGAACUAGACUUCUAGCCACCCUAUCUGGUUUAAAAUUAGAAGCUGAAAUAACUAGUCUACAUUCGAGCUUAACUUGUCGCAAAAAAUCGAUUCCACAAAUUCUAGAAUGUUCAUUAACCGGUCAAAUAGGAAGAACUAUGAUCGUAUUACUCGAAGGAGUUGCUCCAAAUCUACAGACCGUUGUGAAAGUAACAAUUGGAAAGUCCCAAGCCUUAUAUUCCAGCAUUACGAAACGUCAGAAGGAUAAAAAUUCUGGACUUUUGACCGUCGGAGCAGUUAAUAUAGAUAUACCGCAACAUCCAGUCGCUCUUCACGGAAUGGUAACGAGAGGAAGCAAACAACUGAGUUCAACGUUACAAGAAUUACGAGUUACGAGAACUUCUAGUCGCAUGUCGAAAUUGCCCAUGGAAGAGGAACAACAAAGUUCACCAAAUCAGCAAGUGAGAGACGAACCUGUACAAAGUGCGACGUUUAGUAAAACUGAUGUAUCCGAAAAAGGUCUACUACAACCUUUAGUGAUGCAAUUUUCUAUUAUAUUACAGAGUUUAAGCAUAACGGCGGCUCUUUUGCCAUCCCUACAAGCACAAUACAAAAUGGACCAAGUCAAUAGCACAGGAUUUACGGGAAACAAAGCGAGGUUCACUAUUGAUCUACCGCAUCAUUCUCUUAGCUUUACAACGAAGCUACCGCAAGGUUACAAUCAAAACGAAAAGACUGAUACUAAUUUACCAUCAGAGGCUAGUAUAGCUCUACCAGCUGUUCACGUAGUAGCAGAAUAUAUCCCAGAAACUGCGGCUGGCGGUUUAAGAGAAGGCCAUCGAGGUCCCGAAGGUGUUAUUUUUAGACAGGGAGGAUAUUUAAAUGCAAACGCCGACAUUGGUGUCUUUGAGCAUAGUCUUAGCACGGAUCUUCUAAAUCAUCUUGUUUUCGUUCAGAAAGUUUUUAUGAAAGAAGUUAAUGAGGUAGUUCAAAAAGUGUACGGAGGUGAACGACCAGUACCAAUAUGGUUGGAAGAUUCAGAAGAACCAUCAAACAUUAAUAGACUAUUAUUUUCAUUAGUAAUUAAAAUGCAGAGGAUGCAACUUACUGCCACCACAGCAGGCAGUUCUGCCGUGCGUUUAGAAACAGGUGCUGUAAUGUUGGAGUUAUCUAAUAGGGUUCAAAAUUUAUCCGGUUCGACGAAAAGAAAUUCAAGCACUAGACUUUUUGGAAAAGCUCAAGUUGAUUUAAAUGUUUCUUUGGGACAGUUAAUAAGAAAUGCAGUAUUUGAAGAGGCUGAUAUAGAAUACCAACCUGUGGCGUUCUUUAAUACCCGAAUUGCUCUUAGAAAUGCUUUUCAAGAUGAACUAAUUGAAGGAGAAGACAAAGAGGUCGUUCUUAUAACUCUUAAACGGCCUCUUAUCUAUGUCCAACCAGUAGCUGUGGAUAAAGCCAUUCUUGUAUGGUUAAAUUACAAAAAUGCAUAUGAAUAUUGGACCGAAAAACGUGCAAAUCUCAAUAAAGAAGUUCUUGGUGCGACCCAACCAGUCUACGAGAAAUUCCAAUUUGGACAGCUGAGCCAGCUGGGUGGACCUUAUGUUGGAACUCUAUUUUUGCAACUUACUGUCGAAGAUAUGGGAAUUUGUUUGCCAUUGAAUCCAUUGCCUUUAGCUACGUGGAGUCAACGGAAUGUUUAUGAUGAUAAUAAUAGAGGAGCCGUUGUUAUUACUUUAGAGAACACUAAUAUAUCAGCCUGCAAUUCUGGUUCACUUGUUAGCAAGGGAAAGUUCUCGAAUCUUUGUCUACGGUUUGCUGACGAUUUCGAAAAUUCCCUAGACGACUGGAAGCCAGAUAUGACGGAUUCCUCUAUAAUGAACCUUUGUGUAGUAACCGAAGGUACCUACGAAGUCUGCAGCAGAACGAUUGCAGCUAAACAACCCAUUGAAAACGCCAAAUGGUUCUUGAAUGUUCAGUGGCAGAUGGAAGGUGUGGAUAUUCAAUUGGACACUAACGUGGGCAAACAAUUGUCAGCUUUAGGUCACACUUUGACAAUGUUGACAGGCGCUGAAGACGCCGGCGGAAUUCCCUUAGACUACGAUAGUGACGAGAACGAACCAGGAGAUGGCACUAGGGCGUCACAAGAAAGUAUUUUACCAGCUUUCAUGUUUGAUCCAUCAUUAGACAACAGAAGCCGAUCCAAACUUAUAGAAAAAGAGAUGAACGAGCAAGCAAAAAUAAUUAACGAUCUUAGGUCCCUUGGUGCUUCCCACGGUACUAUAGAAAUGGAAUUGAGGAGGUUGCAAGAACUAGAAACAAUGGUUUAUAAGGAUUUUAGAAGGGAUAUGUUGUCGAAACUUCGACGUCAGAGUGUAAGAGCUUCAUCAAUCAAAGGAAAAUUUGGCUUGGGUUCAAAAACAAACAGUUUUAGAUCGAAAUCGUUUGUCGUACCCAGUGCAAUGCCCGAAGGAAGGGACAGGUCAAAGUCUUUAGUAGUAGUUCCUAGUACGAUUCAUGACAGAGAUACGAGCCCGGAAAUAGCAAAAACCAGCCUUGAAACAAAUGUAGCUAGUAGCUAUGAAAGUUCACCUAAAUCUGGACCAUCACGAUCCGCGUCUUUAAGGGUAAAAGCUGGAGAUGCUGGUCCUAGAGUGACCUUCAGUGACACUCAGACGAUGGGAAGGCAAAAAUCUUUACCAAGCGCUAGUUCAGAUUUGAGUUUACCAGAAACCCAACUAGGUGAUUGGGUGGAUCAAAUAGAUAUAGAUGGAGAAACGGUAACACUUCGAAAGAAACUACCAGCAUCAUACGAGUCUGUCGAGGGAUCUAUUUUAACUGAUUCCUUUUCCGAUGUUACUCCAAACUCCCAUUUUCAAAGCGGAAACAUGAAUACCUCCAAUAUGCAACAGAAAGCACAAGAGCCAAAUAUUGAUCUUGAGUUAGAUGUUAAAGUAUUCAUAAAUAGUGGAAAAUGUGCGUUACAUACUAAAGAUCCACUUCGAGAAGAGGAAGCCAAAAUAACUCGUAUGAGGAAAGACAGAAGCUGUUCCGCCGGUCUUCUAGAAUUUCCAACGACCGCUAGUCCGGAUGCGAUUCGUAAAAAUAAAGAAAAAAUAUCUGGUCAAUAUAGCGCUUCAAAACUCAAAAAUACCCACACGUCUAUUUCUGACAUCACAAUCUUUCACAUACCUGGUAUGGAUGUCAAAAUUCAAUAUCAAUCUAAGGUCAUCACUGAAGAUAGUACCACUGAGAGAACCGAACCAUCACCAGAUUUCGACAGGGCAUUCCAACAAGCCCCAAAUAAGUCGCAUACAGAAUCUGAUCAAGUAAGAAUUGACAGAGCAUUUAAAAGGCAAGAAUCUAAUCCAGUCGAUGUGAAACCGAAAUAUCCAUCAGAUUUGGAAUUGAAAGGUUCUAGCUCUAUGCAAGGGAUUACCAACCCCAAUUAUGGACAUAGCCCUACAUCUAGCAAGACUAGUCUCGAUGAUCUUCAAUUUGGCAACUUUACACCCCAUAACGAAUUUCAAAAACCUCCUAAUAUGACGUUUGUUAAAAAAUCCGGAGUCAAAAAGGCAUCUCUAUUUGCUUGGAUGACUUUACAGAGCGUGCCAGAGGAAACGAUUAUUAGUCCGCACAUUCUUGAGUUCUUAGAGCAGACUCUGGAACCAAUUCCAGUCAAAACCAUUACUGAUACAGAUACGUCUCUUUUGACAACUGAGCAAGAUUUAACAAAUUACGGCAACUAUGUAUACGCAAGUUUUCCAGUUGAUGUUAUAGUAUAUUUUCACAUGCAACCCAGUACGUUCAGAUUCAGUUGCUUGCCAGUUUCGAGAGUCGAAUGCCUUCUUCAGUUGCCGUCGUUAGAUAUAGUUUUUAGUUCAAAAAGAGCAGAAGACGAACUAAUUUACAGCGAAUUUGGCGACGGAGCACCUAACACAGCAGCGACCGCAGUAGGCGGCUUAAGCGUUACGAGUUGUCUAUCUGACUUCUCCGUUUAUGUUUUUCACCCAUAUGGCGGCAAAAAGUCCGCCAUCAAAGAAGCCCAGUGGUCGCCGUUAUCGGAUAGUGAACGAAAAGAUUCCUUAUCUAUUAAUGUAGAAUUUGUUAAGUUCCACCUGUCUCGAUCAAGGAUGUUAAAUUUUAAACAGGAAACAGCUAAAGGGAAGGGUGGAGAUCAAAGCCGAGCUGUCAUCAGGUUUUCUACUAUUAUUGAUAUUGGUUCGGCAUCUUUUAAGUAUGAUAUGCGAAGAUUAACAGAAAUCUUGGCAUUCCCUAAAGCUUGGUACAGACGCUCCAUAGUAAGAAGAAUGUUCCUUGGAGAUUUGAGCAUGUCUACACCAUUUAGUGAAGAAGACGAUUCAUUUACGUCUCAUGCGUCACCAAACCUAUCAAGAAGCCAUGAAAGAUCUAGUAAAUCAGAAAAGUCCCCUCUGCUUAGUACAAACGAACGAAAAUUCGGUUUGGACUCUCAACAGAAACUAAAAGAUAUGGGUAAAACCUUCAGUUGUGAUUCUAACACCCAACCAGACACGCCCAGUCCAUCGGACCAAAAAAAUUUAGCUGCUUGGGAGACCUUAGUUCUUUUUGCUGUCAACUUUAAAAAAUUAAAUGUCCACAUGAACAUGGGAAAUGUUAUGGGCAACGUUUCAUGGAUGACAAAAGAAUUUCGAAGCGAUGGACGGUUAAGUAUAGGAUCAACUGGUCACAAAAAUCUUUACAUCACUUUGGGAUUAGGAGGAUCUGGUUUAGAUGCUAAAGGUGGUAUUGUAGGCGGAAAUAUUGAAAUAUCCCGUAUCAACACGUACAUUUAUAUUCGAGAAGAAGCAAAUGUCGAACCAGAUCACAAAUUUUGUUUGCGACUACAAGCCCUUGAAUUGCGUUUAGAUUACAUGGCAACGUCAGUGUUGAUGUGUAGGGUUAGCGACUUAAAUGUUAACCUAAGAGACGAAUGGAAGCUAAAUAAAAUAACGUCAAAUAGAGAUUCCUUUAUGCCAACACGAAGACCUGCAAAUAUUUUUAUGCAUGGUGUACUUGGUUGGGACCAAUUGCAAAUGAUGAUAUCUAAAUCAACGACAGCUGAUCUAUUAAAAAUGUUUAACAAAUUGGAAGAGUUCUUUUCGCAACAAUUUAACAGCAGCAAAAGAGCAUUUAGCGGUUUUGCAGGAUCUUCUAGACCACCUCGAGUUACUCCACAGAGAAACCGGGACUCGACUGUAAUUCCUCCACUUCAAACACCAAACAUAACUGAUGCUAGACAUCACAGGCAUUGGCAAAAAGUACUAUCCCACGUAGCUGGACUACAACUUCGAACCAUGCAUUUGCCUUUACCUUCAUAUGGUACUGUUCUCGGUGGGACAAUGGAACUUCAAGGCAACAAUAUUUCUUUGGCUUGUUUCCAUGGUAUUAAUUUCAAGAGCAAAUCUUGGGCUUUAUUCAGUUUGAAGGAACCGUGCAUUAACUUUAAUACGGAAAGUCAGGAGAUCCCAGCGAAUACCGUAGGAGAUGAAAUUCCAAAACAAGAUGUACACGUAGUUCAAACUUUGACGUGCAGCUUGGGUCUCAGUACUUAUAAAACUCAUUUGUCAAUGGCUACUGUUUGUAAAGUUUCCAGAAGCGUUAUUUUUCCACCGCAGUUCAAAACGCUUCAAGAGUGGUUCCAUUAUGCAUUUGCAAACAGUCAAAUAGAUGAAGUGGACAAAUUUCCAUCAUUGGAAAGAGAAAAAAUGGAUGGAUCAAUGGAACGAACAAGAGGUUCAAGUUCCUCUCCAAAGAUGGCUGAUCACAAUCACACCAGGGAGGUUAUUUUCGCCCUUCCGAGUUUACAAUUUCACCUUAAAACUGAGCAUUUGCAAACAGCAGAUUUGCCAGAUCUAUCAGGUGAAAAGCCGAUGGUCGACUGCAGCUUUAUAACAGAAUUUGAAGAUCACAUUUUCGUCACAGUAGAUGCGGAAGCUUUCUUCUUUCUACACGAUUUAAUUAGUUCUUACGUUAAAGAAAAAGAAAGGGUGCUUAGUGGUAUCGAAAGAAGGUCGAACAUUGAUCAAGAAAAACCGAAAUCCUUAAGCGAGACUCCAAAGAAAGGAUCAAUAGAUGUAGAUAUUUUCGCAAAAGAUUGGCGUAAUUAUAAUUGCAAAACGUGGCAUCUUGAACCGACUGUACGCCUUCUGAGUGUAGCCGGAAAAUAUAUAGAACCGUAUGGUAUUGAUUAUAUUCUUCAGAAAUUGGGAUUUUCCCAUGCUCGAACCACCAUUCCGAAGUGGAUGCAAAGAGGAUUUAUGGAUCCACUUGAUGCCAUUUUAGCCGGUUUGACUUUGAGGAUGGUUCAAGUGGUAAAAGGAGAUGGAAAUAAAGAGAAGGAAGAAAAACGUGCGAUUGAAGGAAAAAAGUGAUAGUUUUUUUUUAGGUUAUAUGUCGAUAAAUAUUUUCAGGAGUUACCAGUAUAUUAGAAUCAAUUUAGAUUAAAUUUGUGAUAUAUUGGGUUGUGUUCCAAGGGAAGUUAAAAGAGGCGAGAGGGCAAUAGAGUGGUGAGGAAAUUACGUAGACUAUAUAGUAGAUUUCAAUACGUUAUUAAUGCUAAUUAAGCUAUUUAUGAUUACACUUCGUUAUUUUUGUAUUUAUUUUGAUGACUGAAAAUUAUGUUAUAUUCAUUAUUUAAAAUAUAUGUAUACCUAGAUA
Molecule: messenger RNA, 15562 nt
Organism: Psylliodes chrysocephalus
Lineage: Eukaryota; Metazoa; Arthropoda; Insecta; Coleoptera; Chrysomelidae
Source: the annotation of a GenBank genome assembly